Ostertagia ostertagi is the source of this 927-nucleotide messenger RNA. NCBI's taxonomy places the organism in Eukaryota, Metazoa, Nematoda, Chromadorea, Rhabditida, Trichostrongylidae. The record is from the annotation of a GenBank genome assembly.
AUGAGAAAGCGACGUUUGAUGAGGCAACAGGAGCACAAAUGCAGGAAAUGCUCGAUGACAAAGUUAUUCCAGGGAUUGCUCAGUUCCGUGGCUGCCGAUGCAAAACCACCCAGUACAGUACCAAAUAAAGUUAUGCAAGAACGCCAAGAGCGUCGAGGUUUACUUCUUCUGCGUAAGGAAAUUUUCUAUCAAGCUGUUCAGAGUGGUAUCAAGUCUACAGAAGCACAGAAAUUAGCGGAAAAUGCUGUUAACGAAGCACCAGGAGCGUUGAGCAGCCCAAAGAAAAGCUCAACUAGAAGCCUCUCACAUUUUAAGGUUGCCGAAGAAUCCGAGAAACAGCAAAAAGUUAAAAGGGCGGAAGAGGAACAACGAUUUUACGAUUACGCUUACCAAAUGGCUGAAAAAAUGUUAUACCAAGACGACAUCCUUGGUGAUGGAAGUAAAGCUCGUAAAACAAUCAAGCCUGAUCCAGCGGUGCCGUCAUUGCUGAAAGGAUCGAAACGGCUUGGAAUAUGGAAGAACUUAGAGGGAUGUCAGGAUCACAGCCUAGGAUUCUGGUCAGAAUGGGAUCAUAGGGCGGCUAGAAUCAUGAAUCAAUCGCUCGGACCAGAGAAUUCGUUCGAAGAGCAAAUAGAAUGGACAGAACAAGGGAAACAGUGGCCAUAUCCGAUUGAUAAUGAAUACAUGUUCCAUUCUAUGAGCACGUUUUCUUGGAGAGGCACCUCGCCUGGUCUCGGCUUCCAAAAGAUUGGUCCUAUAGCGCACUUUAUGGAGUUGGUUUGCGUUGGUUUGUCGAAGAAUCCAUACAUGACGAUUGAGAAGAAAAUGGACCAUUUGAAGUGGUUUGCAAACUUCUUCAAUGAAGAGAAGCAAAAACUGAUCAAGAAAUUGCAUGAGGAAGAGCAGCUAGCUGCGCAGCAAUCCUAG